AUUUAAUCGGAGUGAAAUUAUUGAUUUGCGGUUACUUAUUUAAUUAGACUUACCUCGAUAUAUCCGCGACAUGCAGAGGACACAUUCAUUCAUCAUUCUCUUUUUGCUCGCGGUGCUCUCCGCUUGCUGUUUGGCCGUCAACCAGACCACCUUCGUGAAUACCACGAAAACAACACUUAAAAUUCUUGGUGUCUUUGGAUAUCCUGGUAAAAGUCAUUUCGACGUGUUCAAGCCGCUUCUGGAGGAACUAGCCCGAAGAGGUCACGAGGUUACUGUGCUCUCGUACUUCCCUAGAAGCGACAGUGUCAAGGCAAAAGAGCCGCUGCCCAAUUAUAAGGAUGUCAAUUUAACAAAUCCCAAGGACGGCGUCUUCGUAGAAGUGAUCGAUCUCAAACAGAUUAAUCACGCGUGGUAUCGUUUUCUGUUAGAGAUCCACCUGCUGAGAUCCAUGGCAGAUUACGCGUGUAACACCGGUCUGCGGACUCCAGCUGUGAAAGAAUUCCUUCGAUCCAACGAAAAAUUCGAUCUGAUUCUCACGGAGAACUUCAACACCGAUUGCUUUUUGGGUUUUGUUCAUCGCUUUAAGGCACCGUACAUGGCUCUGUCGUCGCAUCAAAUUAUGCCGUGGACCAACAGCGAUAUGGACAACUCAAACGAUCCCAGUUACAUCCCGGUUAUAUUCAUCGGCUUCGUUAAACCUAUGAAUUUUCUCAGGCGAAUGCAAAAUACACUGUUGGUGUCGUUGUCUGAAGUGAUCUACGAUUAUUGGUUCCGAGCUGUCGAUCAGGUCACCGCUAACGAAGUCUUCGGUCCGGAUCUUCCCAAGCUGGAAGAAAUCGCCCAGCAGUCGCAAGCGUUGCUAGUGAACACUCACAGUAGCAUUCACGGCAGCCGACCGCAGCUGCCGAAUGUAGUGGAAAUUGGUGGGCUCCACAUCUCGUCCAAGGUCAACCCGCUGCCGAAGGACAUAGCUGAAUUCCUCGACGGCGCAGACGAAGGGGUGCUGUACUUCAGUUUGGGCUCCAUGAUCAAGAUGACUUCGAUGCCACUCGAGAAGCUCGACGCGAUAUUAAAGGUACUUGGCUCGAUACCGCGGAAAGUGCUUUGGAAAUGGGAGGCUGAUGAAUUACCGCACAAGCUGGACAACGUUAUGGCCAGGAAAUGGCUGCCCCAGUUCGACGUGAUGAGCCGAGUCGUUAUAUUAAGCGUCGAUUGGAUUCUAGCAAUGAGUUAUCCAGAAACCAUAAGAUAACCAUUUUUUAUCCACUGACUAUUACAAUGGAGAGAAAGUUUAAGUAAUUUUUUUUUCAUAGUCUUAAUAAUUUAACGUAAAAAAUAUUUUUUUUUCGUUUCUUGUUGAAGAAAGUAGCAACAGUUUAUAUUGCGUUUUUUAAUCUAUUGCAUAAUAAACGGUAUCAUUUAUUAGAAUUAAAA
Wasmannia auropunctata (little fire ant) is the source of this 1434-nucleotide messenger RNA. Its product is annotated as UDP-glucuronosyltransferase 2B17-like. The transcript has 2 exons. The record is from RefSeq and is a predicted model, not a curated record. Gene Ontology annotation, molecular function: UDP-glycosyltransferase activity. Lineage: Eukaryota; Metazoa; Arthropoda; Insecta; Hymenoptera; Formicidae. The coding region runs from base 71 to 1252 and encodes 393 amino acids.